Phytophthora nicotianae INRA-310 is the source of this 1330-nucleotide messenger RNA. RefSeq lists its product as hypothetical. The coding region runs from base 453 to 1208 and encodes 251 amino acids. The transcript is spliced from 2 exons. Lineage: Eukaryota; Oomycota; Peronosporomycetes; Peronosporales; Peronosporaceae. The record is from RefSeq and is a predicted model, not a curated record.
AAUGGUCUGUUCAAAUUAGUGUCCAAGUAGGAAAAGUCUGCUGAUGGCGAUGCUAGUUCUUGGGGUGUUGGUGUUGGUUCUCGUGGCAGUGUUGCUGCUCGUGACGUUCGUGGCCGUCACGUGGGAGCACGAUCUGGUGCAAAGGUAUUGGGUGCUCUCUUUACUUUAAUCCCCCCCCCCCCUCUAUACCUAAAUGAGCUGCGUGAAUUUUGCUGUUGUCAUGUCGCUGUAGCUACGCUGCGUUGCCAGCCCCUGCUGACCUAGGCACGAAGGAGUUUCGCUGGCGCUGUUGGCUGUCACCGCUUACGCGUCGCGGUUGGCGCACCUCCAUUCUGCGUAGCCCAUGUCCACGUAUCACGUUGCAGUGUCCCUUUGCGUUACUGUCUUCGGAUUUUGCUAAGCUCGCCACCUCGCUGAGUCUGCCGAAGCUGACACUGGAGCAACUGCCAUUCAUGUUUCCACAAGUGGCAGUUAGCAGUUUGUUCCUACAACUUCUGGGAAACUCGAACUUUCCGGUUAGCGUGCGCAACAUUCGUCUUAAAGCUCUUACUGUGGUCCAGCUGAGGCCGCUGGACAUGAGUUUUCCGUCUCAAGGCGAAGAGACGCCACCGCCACCAGAGCUCACGUGCAUCAUGGUUCUGACAGAGAAGCGUUUCCUGGAGUCGGAGAUUGAGUUCAUGGUUCAAACGGACCUGUUCGAUGACCAGGGCACGGUAUGGCAGUCUGUAACCUGGUUUGCGAUCCCGUUCAAGCAAGAGGCACUAUUGGUCCCGGUAUCACAGUCUUCAUUCAACCUGGAUGAAAACAUGGUGACGCGUGCCAACGCGAACCUUCGUGAGGAGUCCUUUGAAUGCUCUGCUAGGAACGUUUCCGAGUUCAGGGAUGUUGGCGUUGUGGAUUUAACAGGUGCGCGCACCAACGAGACCGACUCUGCCCCGCUUAUGUGGAUGCUUGCACGUGCAACGGGCAUGCUUCAGCAGCAACAGCGAGUGCCAGCGCAACCGCUCAUGUGCAGCUGUAUGUUCGGCGAGGAGUUGGCAUCCGUUCCACUCCACAAGAAAUUACAACUACAGUCGUGGACCAAUGAGGAAUGUCCGCAGGAGCAGACACAACCGGAAGUGGCCAAGUUUGCUGUCAAUUCUCAAGACAUGAAUGUCAUGACUGGAAUUCUACGAACUGUCGGGUGGAACUAUUCCAACGCAUCGUGAGGAUAAACUUCGAGAAUGAACCUAGCUUUCUGCAACAUUGUCCAUACCAUCUUGUAAAUUUACUUUCCUUUACUGUAAAAAGACAUUUUUAUCUGUAAAUUUAGCUAACAUCCAAGUUGAAA